This is a messenger RNA of Seminavis robusta, 3195 nucleotides long. NCBI's taxonomy places the organism in Eukaryota, Bacillariophyta, Bacillariophyceae, Naviculales, Naviculaceae. The record is from the annotation of a GenBank genome assembly.
AUGACAGAAGAAGAGCGGAAAGAAGAAGGCACAGCCCCUUCGAGAAAGGAAUCACAUCAAGAACAUGGAGGCAACCAACGAACAACAACAACGCCUACUGGAGAGAGUCAACCACGACGUUGCCUAGACUUCUUGCCAAGAAAAGGCCACAUGGAAAAGUCAGAAUCUCUGGCGCCAAAGGCGGUACAGUAUCCAGCCGAAGAAACCAGGACUGCUAUUCUAAAUAGUAGUACAGUCCAAGGUAACGUAUCCAACGAGAAAUCCUCUCCCGCUGCUACAUCCUCUCGUGCCACUACAUCUGCCACCCGAUCUCGCCAUCGUGAUAAUUACAACCCACAACAAGCCAAGGGUACCAGCCAGCAGCAAGAGGAUAUCAUGAAUAUUGUGGCAGACCAAGCCAGUGUGGCCGUCUCAGAUCUGCCACUGAAAGGAAAGACGAGCCAUACACAACAAGAUGAGCACAAUCUUUUGCAAAUGGCAACAGAAAUCAACGAGGCAGCCAAGUUGGAAAAGUUUAGUCACAACAGGUCUGCAGAUAGUGGCCGUGCUCUCAUGCAAAUGGCUACAGAAAUCAAUGAGGCGGCCAAGUUGGAAAAGUUCAGUCACAACAAGUCUGCCGAUAGUGACCACUCCCUCAUGCAAAUGGCAACAGAAAUCAAUGAGGCGGCCAAGUUGGAAAAGUUCAGCCACAACAAGUCUGCUGAUAAUGGCCACUCUCUCAUGCAAAUGGCAACAGAAAUCAAUGAGGCGGCUAAACUGGAAAAGAUCAGCAGCAGCAGCAGCAGGCCCACUGAGAGUGGAGUCAACUCUCCCGAUACCAGAGCAGGGCAGCUAGUAUCCGGAACUUGCCAAGGGACUCCACACCUUCCUUGUCCAGGGGCAUAUAUGGGAACACCAGGAGAAGCGUUGCAGCGGACCAACAACCUUCGAUUUUCCCUCCUUGGUGCUCCUGCACCCAACACAGAUGAUAAUGAAGAACUGCAGAUAGCUCAGGGUCAAACAGAUUCUAUGCCACAGGUGUCGCCAAACAACAGCAAUGAUGCUAGAGAUGGUCGGGAGCUAGCAGUGGCAAAUCUUGUUGUGGAGGAUUCUGAGGAUUUCGAGCUCCAAAUGAGACCACCGGCAAGUCUUGUGGAUUUGCAGACGGUUGAGGAAAACCAGCGAAACAGGAAGAGACAGAGCCAGCUGUUCGUUUUGUUUCUGGCCAUGUUGUGCAUAGUGGCAGCCAUUAUUGUUGGCACAGUUGCUGGAACGAGAAAAGGAAAGAAUCCCGUCACUACAAGCAGCAUCCGAACGGCUACACCAACAGCCUUUGGUUCUUUGGAACCUUCUGGAGAUCCUUCCUCAGCCCCAACUGGAGUUCUGGAUUUCAUACUGGAAGAUUUGCCAAAUUACACUUUGGAGAGCUUGCAAACUUUUGGGACACCCCAGUGGCGAGCAAGGGACUGGCUGUUGGAUCACCAAAACAUCACCCAGUUGCCAGAAUGGAGGAAGACACAACUCUUUGCUCUGGCAUGCUUCUACUACUCCUUUGAGGGAGAAAAUUGGAUUGAACCAAUAAGGGAAAGGUGGAUGGAUCCAAGAAAGGACGAGUGUCUGUGGUUCUCCAGCGGGUUUUCCCAUUUUAUCAAUGGUGUCUACGCAGAAUAUUCUUCUUCCAUUGCAACUCCUUCGUGCAAUCACCUUGGAGAAUACACUAGUCUUUGGGUUGAAGAUCUCCACCUUUCUGGUCUUACCCCAGUUGUUCCAUCCGAACUAAAUCUUUUGACGUCCUUAUCUCGUCUUGGGCUGGGAUGGAACAAGAUUUCUGCAUCAAUCCAUGCUUUGCUCCCAAAUGAAGUUUACGAAAUGACUGCCUUGACAUGGCUGAACCUGAAAAGCAAUCAGUUGUCCGGUGGAAUGCCUACAGAGGUCGGACUUUUGACAGCUUUGGAAAGGCUGAAUUUAGAGCUCAAUCAUCUCUCUGGCCAGAUCCCCUCAGAGCUUGGGCUCUUGACUGCCCUCACAAGUCUAGUGCUCUACAACAAUGAUUUAGCUGCACAGAUUCCAUCAGAGCUAGGACAGCUGCUGGGAUUGAAUCAGAUUAGAUUGCAGUGGAACCAAAUCACAGGCCAGGUCCCAACAGAGCUUGGGCUGUUGACUGCUUUGACUUGGUUGUGGUUGGCUACUAAUGAAUUAACGGGCCAAGUUGCUCCAGAGCUAGCACUCUUGACUACGUUGGAUGUCCUGUGGUUGGAUACAAAUCUGUUGACAGGACAGAUUGCUACAGAAUUUGGAACCGUGGCCAAUCUAACUGUCUUCGCUGCGGCCACAAAUCUCAUAACAGGUCCAAUUCCAUCGGAGCUUGCCUUGGUGCCUUUGAAAGAGUUUCGGUUGGAUGCCAAUGAGAUGUCUGGCCAAGUUCCUGCUGAGAUCUGGUCACUGACAAGCUUGGAAUAUCUACAACUGCCGUCAAACCUCUUGACAGGUUCCUUGCCAACUGAGAUUGGUUUGUUGUCAUCAUUGGUCGAGCUGGACCUUUCUGGAAAUCGCUUUACUGGGGCAAUCCCCAAUGAAGUUGGCUCGAUGGCAUCCUUGCAAAAGCUCUAUCUUGACAACAAUAGUUUGACUGGAACCCUUCCUCAGCAUCUCAAUGAAUCAGUGGGGCUGAGACUGGAUGGAAAUCAGUUUUCAGGAACUGUCCCAGAGCACCUUUGUUCUGCACUGUGGUGUGACUGCACAGCAAAUGUGACCCAGGUGUCUACCUGUGCUGACCUAUACGAGAGUGCAACUUUUCCAGGAAGGUUCCCGCCAAUGAUUGCUGAUGGAGGUGGUGAGAACAUAGUGCUCAACAUUGAAUCAGACCAAUUCCCGUUGGAGACAGAUUGGGUCUGGCAACAAGAAUCUAAUGUGACAGGUGAAUGGGAAACUUUGCAAGAGUCCGCUGGAGCAAUUCAGACUCCAUUCUUCUUGUACUCUUUCAUGCUUUCUAUUGCACCAGAUGCAACCUACAGACUGUUGGUUUCAGACAGCUAUGGAGAUGGCUUGUUUGGCUCUGGAUGGGUCACCCUGACAGCAUCCAAUCAAACAGUUUUGUAUUCUUUUACCGACACUCCGUUUACAGAAAUUUCAGUUGUCCUUUUGAUUGGAAUAGAUGGUUUCCCGGAGAAAAUCACACCCAGUGUGUACUGUGACCCUUUGUAUGAUUUCUGUUGA